UCGAAAUUCAAGUUUUAAGAGGUUAAAAAUAUCGUACCUUGAAAUUUAGUUGAUUUUUAUAAUUCUGUUCUUCUUUUAACUAUUCUCGUCAAAAACCGUAAUUACUUUGAGAUUAAUUAAUUUUAAUAAAUAGAUUUAUCAAUGAACCUUAGGGUUUACGUUUGAAGACAGUUUUUGUCUUCACAGCAUGAAGAGUUUUAGUCAAGAGGAAAUAAACAUAUGGUUUAAAAACCUCGAAGGUCAUUCGAGGAUUGAGCUAAUGUGUACUUUAUUGGAUAGCUGUUUACCGUUAGAAUUGCGUUUUCUUGGCACUUACUUAGAAUACGCAGCUGGGAAACAUUAUACACAUCUUUUAAAGUUAGAAAAAGAUGCAAACAACAAAAAUUCCAUAUAUUUUAGUAGUCUUUCAGAUCAAGAAACACGCAGACGAUUGUGUAUAUUUUUAGCACUUUUACAUUCACAUAAUAAAAUUGCAGCUUUAAAUUUAUUUAAUAUCUUAAAUGAAUAUAGUCUGGAAAGCAAAACUGAAAAUGUUCUGCACCGUUCUGAUAGUAUAGAGAAAAGUGCAGAAAAUAAAAAUAUUGAUGAUAAUUGGAUAGAAAAAACUUCACGAAAUGAAAUGAAACUUUUAUUAACAAUGGGUUCUUUCCACCCAGCCUUUAACUUUAAUCAAAGACAAAGCUUACGAAAAAAGUUGAAAGAUUUUGUUUCAGAUGAAAAACAAUGCCAUGAACAAUUAAAUCAAAAGUGCAAAGAAGGAAACUUAAUAGAUUUUGAAACAGCGUGUUCAGUUGAAAAUUUUAACCAUGUGGAUCCUGCUUCUACUCAAAGCCCUGUAACCAAGAGCAAAGUUCAGUUGUCCUCCUCUCCAUUACUACACAAUGUAUCAGAAAUAUUUUCAUUAUCAAAUGGUUUUCCAUUCUCAACUAUACCUAUUCAUAAUAAUCCAGUAUAUAUUCAACAUCCGCCUUUGAUUGUGGAACACAUUUCCGAUCGAAUGAUAUCACCAAUAAAUAAGCAAUUUGUUUACAUUCCUGUUGAUCAACCAAUUGUUGCUUCUAACAGUUUAAAUCAACCAAUAAUAGCAUCUAAUAGUUUAAAUCAACAAAUGAUAGCUUCUAACAGUUUAAAUCAACCAAUGGUAGCUUCUAAUAGUUUAAAUGCUUCACCAACAGUUUUCCAUAGUUCUGAAGCUCAUCUUAACAAAUUUCCGCUAUUUAAUUGUGAUAAAACAUAUGCUAAACAUUCUAAUGGUACUUCUGAAAAUAUUUUACAAAAUUAUAUUGCUGAAAAUAUUGAAAAUAAUAAUAUAGACACUAUUCAGUGCAAAAAUAUACUUAUGACAGAAGAUUUAUGUAGUUCAAAUCUUUUCAGAUUGUCCAAGAAUCAUCGAUGUCAAAAUUCUGAACCAAAUAUAAAUGGCAUAGACAAUCUUAUACAAAAUAACAGUUUUCUGAAAAAAAUAGACUUUUGUAAUGAUGCUUCCAAUUUUCGAUAUUCCCAUGCUCCAAUUCUUUUUCAUUCUCAGCCUAUAAAUAAUUUUUCAUAUUCCCCUGAUAUGCAAUAUCGUUUAAGUCCUGCUUCCUUUAGUUCAUCAAGUUCUUCUAUAUUUCCAAAAGUUAUGAGUUCAUUUGGUAAAGCAAGAAAUGGUUUUACACAACAGUCUAGUUUUGUAGACACAGCAAAUAUUAAAGCAGCUGUUAAUUCGACUCAACACAUCAGAGAUUUGUCAGAAGUUUCCACAGCAAAUAUAUUUUACAAACCAUAUUCUUCAGAAAAUUCUUUGAAAAAGAACUCUUCAGAAGAACCCCUAAAUCUAUCACCAUGCAGUUCACCAAUAGUUUGUCCUUACUCUUCUUCAAAUGACGUCUCUUCAGUUUGUAUGAAAAUGAACUUAAAUAAAGAUCAGAUUUCUUGUGCAACUUGGCUGAAAAGCUUAAGACUGCAUAAGUAUUACUCAAAGCUUAAAGAUUAUUCUUUUAAGACAAUGAAGGACUUAAGUGACAAAGAGCUUUGUCAACUUGGACUUACAAAAGGAGCAAGAGCUCGCUUUCGUGUUAACAUUGACCUUUUAAGGCAGCAAGGAUUUGAAGAGUUUGCUGAUCCAACCCCUUUUGAUGCCAUGAUUCUAAAUGAUUCCAUAACACCUAGUAUUAAUUCGUUACCUUUAACUCAGGAACUUCGCUCAAUAUCACCAGUCGAUCCAAUAGCAAUGUUAAUGCAUCGUGACGUUUCACCUUCAAUUUUAGAUACAACAUUUUUUAAUGGUACUAAAGUUUCAACAGAUGAAGAGCUAUUAAGGAAAACUUCCUUUGUUAAUCAUGACUUGAAGAAGGACAGUUCAUUAUCUCAUAAUUUUUCAAAUCUUGGUGUUUCAUCGAAACAUGUUACUUGUUAUAAUUGUGGGUAUUUUGGACAUUAUGGCGACGAGUGUACAGAGCAAACUAUGGAAUCUCAGACAUACAGUAGAUAUGCAUUUCAUUUGGACUUUGCACGCAACGCUGACGUAAUAAAUGCUCAUGACCCAUACGAUGAAAGCAUAACUUCAAGGUGAUAACUUCUAUCGUCGAAUCCGCUGCUUUUAUCGAUAACUUCAAGGUGAUAACUUCUAUCGUCGAAUCCGCUGCGUUUAUCGAUAAGAUGCUUUUCCAAUCAAAUGGAUUGCUAAAGUAAUUUCGUAAA
This is a messenger RNA of Hydra vulgaris (swiftwater hydra), 2682 nucleotides long. RefSeq lists its product as uncharacterized. NCBI's taxonomy places the organism in Eukaryota, Metazoa, Cnidaria, Hydrozoa, Anthoathecata, Hydridae. The record is from RefSeq and is a predicted model, not a curated record. Gene Ontology annotation, molecular function: zinc ion binding; nucleic acid binding.